GGUCUUCAGGUUUAAAGCCCCGCGUUCUUCCAGAGUGCCGACAACAAAAUCAUCUUCCUGAACUCCUUCAAGAUGAAACUCUCCAUCAUCUUUGGGGUUGUGCACAUGGCCUUCGGCGUGUGUCUCAGUGUGGUCAAUUUCGUACAUUUCAAGAAGUACUCGCACAUUCUCCUGGAUUUCCUGCCGAAAAUCCUCUUCUUCGGCUUCCUCUUCGUGUAUCUGGUGAUAAUGAUUUUCAUGAAAUGGGGCAACUACUCCGCAAUGAACGACUACGAGAUCGACACCAUACAUGGUUCCUCCUGUGCGCCCAACGUUCUGAUCUUCUUCAUCGGGAUGAUGCUGUUCAAGGCACCCACUAGCAAUGUGCCCUGCGAGGACUACAUGUAUGGCGGGCAGCAGACGUUGCAACGCAUUCUGGUGGUUCUGGCUGUAGUCUGCAUUCCCUGGAUGCUUCUAGGGGUGCCCAUACACGAGAUCAUGUCCAGGAAGAAAAAGCCUGCCCCCAGAGUCACCCGCCAGGUGAACGGGCACACUUCGCGAGCUGCCAGCAUUACGGAGCUGGAAACCAUUCCUGAAAGCAGCGUUCUGCCCUCACACGAAGAAGAGCCCCUAAGCGACCUGAUGGUGCAUGCAGGAAUCCACACCAUCGAGUUCACUUUGAGCACAGUCUCCCACACUGCGUCAUAUCUUCGGCUGUGGGCCUUAUCGCUAGCGCACGCCCAGUUAUCUGAUGUCCUCUGGGACAUGGUGCUGCGCAAGGCGCUGGUGACGUUGUCGCAUCCCUACACUGGAGGAGUCGCCAUCUACAUCAUCUUCUUCGCCUGGUCCAGCAUUACCGUGGGGAUUCUGGUGCUGAUGGAGGGCCUUUCGGCUUUCCUGCAUACUUUGCGUCUGCACUGGGUGGAAUUUAUGACCAAGUUCUUUGAGGGGCAGGGCUACGAUUUUGAGCCUUUCAGCUUCAAGAGGCUGCUGGAGGCCGAUGAGGAAAACGCCCGAGAUUAACACCAGCAAACUGUUGCCUGGAUGUUAUUAAACUGCAUUAACAAUAAAAAAACUGGAUUUU
Dendroctonus ponderosae (mountain pine beetle) is the source of this 1063-nucleotide messenger RNA. RefSeq names its product V-type proton ATPase 116 kDa subunit a 1-like. Gene Ontology annotation, cellular component: vacuolar proton-transporting V-type ATPase complex; plasma membrane; proton-transporting V-type ATPase, V0 domain. The record is from RefSeq and is a predicted model, not a curated record. Lineage: Eukaryota; Metazoa; Arthropoda; Insecta; Coleoptera; Curculionidae. The coding region runs from base 73 to 1002 and encodes 309 amino acids. The transcript is spliced from 5 exons. Gene Ontology annotation, molecular function: ATPase binding; proton-transporting ATPase activity, rotational mechanism. Gene Ontology annotation, biological process: proton transmembrane transport; vacuolar acidification.